AUGGCAAGCCAACAGGCUUCGAGCCCAAGAAAGGAAGGAAACGAAGACACCAACGCGUCACAGGCGCCGCCGGCAACCGGUCACGAAAGGGCCGCGCAUGCUACGGUCGUCUCUCCCAUCACGCUCGCAUGGAGCGCGGAACCUGACGCACUGACGAGGGUUCUCGAGAAUGUUACGGGUAUCGACUUGCGAAUGCAGAAGAUGAAAGCGUCUCAAGCACGCAUGGACGAAGACGAGCGCAUGCGCGGCGCACACGAGAUCGAAGUGUUCCGAUCAGAGCUCGGGGUGGACUUCGCAGGGCGACUCCACGGCGGAGCAAUGGAGCUUAUGGACUUGCACGAUUGGCAGCCUCAGCAGCAACUGCGGCGUGCACCAGCGCGGCUCGAAGACCUACGGAUGCGAGCGGGAGAGCAGCUGCAGCAGCGUGCUAAUCCGUUGCCUCAUCCGCCUGCCUCAUUUCCGCCAUACCAGCCGCCACCAGUGCCCCAGGCGAUGCCGGAAGCUCCAGGGCAGCCAGUGCAGUAG
Molecule: messenger RNA, 525 nt
Organism: Peronospora matthiolae
Lineage: Eukaryota; Oomycota; Peronosporomycetes; Peronosporales; Peronosporaceae
Source: the annotation of a GenBank genome assembly